AUGCCGCCCGUUCGCUGCCAAAGUCCCCACGCGGGCCGGCGAGACCAGCUUGCUGACACCAGAGAGCGACCUCGUUCACGCUCCCGACCCGGAUCGCCUACCUAUCUCACUGUGACAGAACCCAGUGUUAUAUCCAGGCGUUCAUCCCCUGCUGGAUAUCCUGAACAAGGUGGCCCCGCGCCUUUUCGAAGCCGCAGCCGUUCCCCUGCGCAUCACUCUCCCUCUCGUCGAUCUUCAUACUGCGAUAUACGACCCGAUCCAGAAAUUUCUGAAACAGGGAAAGUGCCCGAAGAUCUUGACCGGCCCGUAGAAAAGGACUCUAUCGAGCACACCAAGUUGGCUGUCAAUAUUCCCAUCCAGCCGAGGAACCUCGCGUUGCGCCAAUCUCCACCUUCGGGCCCUUCUCAAGGCCCCAAGCUCGCCCCCACACCGAAUCGUGGAUCUCAGAAUCUUUCAUUGCUGUCGGCUCCUACUCGUCCUCGUCGCGGCCCUGCUUCUCGAGAAGGUACCUGGGUCGGGGCUCCCGGAGCCCGUCGUGGCCCCCCAUCGACUGUGCCCUCAGGCCCUCGAGCCUCCUUCGCGGCUCCCGCCCCUGGCGGGGGAAGCUAUCGACACUCUACCUCUCGUCCGGGCGGCUCCACCCCGAUUCUCUCGUCAGCUCCAAAGGGUCCUACCCAUAUGACUGGGCUCGGAUCAAUUAUUCCAGGCGGUCGCACGCUACCCUCCAUGUUGGACGCCGCAACCGAGCGUCGUUUGGCCCAGCUCGAAGUUGAUCGCGAGAGGUUACUGGACCAGGUUUUAGAGACCCAACGAUCCAAACGAGCUGGACUUCGUGACUGGGAUCGACUCGACCGGGAGAGCUCCAUUUGUGCGCUCAAGAGUGAAUUGGCCGAAGGUCACCUACAGCGCAUGGCCGAUGAGAGUAUUAGAGGCGGAGUUCUUUUUUAA
Molecule: messenger RNA, 948 nt
Organism: Penicillium macrosclerotiorum
Lineage: Eukaryota; Fungi; Ascomycota; Eurotiomycetes; Eurotiales; Aspergillaceae
Exons: 1
Coding region: 1-948 (315 amino acids)
Source: RefSeq, a predicted model, not a curated record